Molecule: messenger RNA, 2520 nt
Organism: Saccoglossus kowalevskii
Lineage: Eukaryota; Metazoa; Hemichordata; Enteropneusta; Harrimaniidae
Molecular function (GO): RNA binding; protein binding; metal ion binding
Source: RefSeq, a predicted model, not a curated record
AAGAUGGCUGCCUCUAGUUGACAUUCCGAAGUUUGUCUGCAGUUUUAAUCGUCCGGAAUUAAAUACGUGAAAUAUACAAAAUGGUUUUGACACGUGGAAAAGCGUUCGAGAUUUUAGAGUUGUCAUACGGUUCUGCAGAAGAUGAGAUUCGUUCAGCGUAUAAACGAUUAGCAUUAAAAUGGCAUCCGGAUAAGCAUAAUAACUCUGAAAUUGCUACUAGGAAAUUUCAGGAGGUGUCGUCCGCGUAUAAACUUUUAACAACUGCAGAAGAUGCCAUUGAAAAUGACUUCAUGACGCUAGAUGACAUGUUUGAAUUAUUUGCACGAAUCUUUUUUGCUGCAAGGUUUGAAGCUUAUAAUGGUGAACAUGUCUUGGGGAGUGGGUCGUCUUCGGAAGAAGAGGUCACCACCAGUGAUGAAGAAGAAGAAGAAGAAGAAGACAUCUUAACAAUUUUUGCUGAUAGGCUUAAAACAAAAAUGAAAGCUCGCAGGGGAAAAAAUCAAACUUCUGAAUUUGGGUUCCGAAGAAAACUUACAGAAGAGGAAGCCAAAAAGAAUGCUGAUCAGCUUAUACAAGAAGAAGAAAAAAUUAAUAGGUUGCGAGAGAAAAGACGAAAAAAGAAGAAACGUCAGCGAGAAAGGCGAAGGCAAGAAAAACUAAAAGGAAAAGAAAAUGAGAAUCAAGGUGCAAAUAAUGCAAAAACGAAAACUAGCGAUGGAAGUAGUGAGUCUGACGACGAAGACUACGAGGACAGCGAACACAUGGAGGAGAUUACAAAGAAACUUUCAUCAUCUUUAAACUCAAAGUCUUCCAAACCUAUCUCCAGUAAAAGUGAUAUUAAAAAGGACACUGUCAAAAAGCAAUUAGUCAAUAAUAAUAGUACUGAGUCUAAAAAGCCUGUAAAAACAAGUAAAAAAGAUAGGUCAAAAACAGAUCUUGAUUCUGAUGACGGACUUGAUCCGAAUAGUGCUUUUGUUGCCAAGGCUGCUGCGAGUGCUCGUAAAAUUUCUACUCAACAGUCUGCAACUAAAGAGAAACAAGUCAAAAAAGAAAAACAACAAAGUAAAGAGACACCAAAAAAUGAUGAAAAAGAUUCUGUAGAAGAUUUAGAUCCUGUUGUUUUACGAAGUAGGCAAAUAGCGGUUCGAGGUAAUGAAAUGGCCAAUCUUGGUCAUUACACUGCAGCAAUAGAUUUAUUUACACAAGCUAUUAAACUAGACCCUAGGGAUUUCAGGUUUUUUGGUAACCGUUCAUUUUGUUAUGAUCGCCUCGACCAAUAUGACAAAGCCCUAAAAGAUGCUGAUAAAGCAAUCGCUUUAGCAAAAGAUUGGCCAAAAGGUUAUUUUAGAAAAGGACGAGCACUUGCAGGUCUUAAGUUAUUUGCUGAUGCUGAGAGUUCGUUUGAAAGAGUUUUAAAAUUAGAUCGUCUUUGUGAAGAUGCUAUGCAAGAGUUACUUAGAUGUAGAACAAGACAAUUAAUGGAAAUGGGUUUUACUCGGUCGCAGAGUGAAGCAGCGAUACGCCGACAUGGCACUGUACAGCAAGCUUUAGAAUCACUUUUAGCUGGAGCGGUUCUGCCGCAGGAAAGUGAAGAAAUUUAUAUCUCGGACGAUGAAGAUCAAAUUAGUAAAUCUAUUGAAGCUAGCAAAACAGAUACAAAAAAUCCUGAGGGUCUAACUUCUUUAUGGAUAGGAAACGUUUUACCAAAAGUUACAGAAAAAGAUAUCAGAGAAGCAUUUGGAAAAUAUGGACAGUUACAAAGUGUUCGAAUGUUACCAGAAAAAUUUUGCGUUUUUGUCAAUUACAAAAGAAAAGAUUCUGCCAGUAAAGCUAUGGAAGCCCUACAGGGCCUAGAAAUGCAGGGUCAAAGGAUACUGAUAAAAUUUCCUGACAACCCAAUAGUGAAUGGUCAACCUCGUACAACAGUUAUCAAAAAAAAUCAUCCAACUUCGUCUAGUAUACCUGCUACGUCGUCAGCUUUACCCAGUACAAUAAAAAUUAACCAAAAAAUAGUAACACCUGCAAAUGCUGCUGUUCCUUCUUCACCUACUAGUACAAAUACUACAGAUGUUAAUGAUUCUCUGGAGCCGAGACAUAAAUUAAAAGGUCCUGUCAAUGGUGAUGAAUGUUACUUCUGGCGAACGACGGGGUGUGCGUUUGGCGACAAAUGUCAUUAUGAGCAUUUACCAGAAAGUAAAGGCAUUGACAAGAAACCGUGGCAUAAAAUAACCAAAGAAUAGUUACCUUGUAAUAGAUGUGUAUCACAUAAUGUCUGCUAAGCUGAGUGAACUAGCAAAUCUCUGUGUGAACAGUGUGGACUGUUGUCACUCUCUGUCGUCAUCGUCUUUACGUGGCUUUGUCCUCGUUCAUUUUUUUUCAAUCUGUACAUAUCACGUCUUGAAAUUGUUUCUUUAAAAACCUAAGCAAUAUUAUUGUGGGGGAGCUGAAACCCAAAUGGAACAGUGUUUCUGUGUUGUCAGAUUGAUACUUUAUGUAUUCGUAUGUUAGACCAAAAAAUUU